This is a messenger RNA of Botrytis porri, 3428 nucleotides long. RefSeq lists its product as uncharacterized. Gene Ontology annotation, cellular component: cytoplasm. The transcript has 5 exons. Bases 527 to 3181 code for a protein of 884 amino acids. Lineage: Eukaryota; Fungi; Ascomycota; Leotiomycetes; Helotiales; Sclerotiniaceae. The record is from RefSeq and is a predicted model, not a curated record. Gene Ontology annotation, biological process: glycogen catabolic process. Gene Ontology annotation, molecular function: pyridoxal phosphate binding; glycogen phosphorylase activity.
AAAUGGAGAUAUUUAUAUCAAUGAGCUUCUUUCCGAAUAUACGAGAACUACCUACUUACCUACCUACUGUGUAUAGUUAUCUCUAUCGUUUCUUCGGCUCGUUUGUUUGUCUGUUUGGGAGUUAUAUCGUAUUAUAACUGAUACAACUUACACCCACGAAUCUUCUCAUGCAUUAGAGAAGAUUGGUUUGGGAACAUCUUUUACUUUAACUUGCAUACAUCAUACAUUGAUUCGAAUCACCUGUCACUCCAAGCACACUCGCAUCCCCCGCAAUUAGAAUUACCUGAGCUGGACCCGAUCUGUGGUUAACCCCGCAUCCAUAUCAACGAACGAGCAUUCACCACAUAUAUUCACAUACUUAUACAUAGUUACAUACAUACAUACCCGAUUGCCUGAACAGAUAGUUUUUAAUCGACUUCUCCCUCAAGUUUUUACAACUUUUUCUUUCUCAUCUCUUGCUCGUCAAUAACUCGGCACCUCUACGUAUUGAAAAGCGUCACGAAGACUGCACAGGUUGAGAUUCACGAUGGCAACUUCAACUAGAGAAAGACGUCCCUCCACCGGUGCUCCCAUUAGUGAACUCCAAGGUCCUGUUGGUCCUGCUGGCGUUACAAGACCUAAACAUAAGCGUACCUUUACCGGUUUUGGUGCUGGGGAAAUCAAAAGUGUAGAAGCAUCGAUUCCUGAGCCUCAACGAGAAGCAUGGAAGAAAUAUACUGCCAAAGGAUUUGAGACCAAGGAGGACUUUGAGAAGGAAGUCGUUCGUCAUGUUGAAACUACUUUGGCUCGUAGUAUGUUCAACUGUGAUGAGACUGCUGCAUAUGCCGCGGCUAGUUUGGCUUUCAGAGAUAAAUUGAUUACGGCUUGGAAUCGUACUCAACAGAGACAAACUUUUGCUGAUGGCAAACGUGUGUACUACUUGAGUUUGGAGUUUUUGAUGGGAAGAGCGCUCGACAAUGCUAUGUUGAAUGUUGGGUUGAAGAAUGUUGCUAAAGAGGGUCUUUCGGAUCUUGGUUUCAGAAUUGAGGAUAUCAUCAACCAAGAGCAUGAUGCUGCCCUCGGUAAUGGUGGUCUUGGUCGAUUGGCAGCUUGUUUCCUAGAUUCUCUAGCUUCCUUGAGCUAUCCAGCAUGGGGUUAUGGUUUGAGAUAUAGAUAUGGUAUCUUCAAGCAAGAAAUUGUAGAUGGAUAUCAAGUCGAAGUCCCAGAUUACUGGCUUGACUUCAAUCCUUGGGAAUUUCCAAGACAUGAUAUUGUUGUUGAUAUCCAAUUUUUUGGCCAUGUCAGAAAGUAUCAGGAUGAACAAGGAGUAUCGAAGACUGUAUGGGAGGGCGGAGAGAUUGUCAAGGCCGUGGCCUAUGAUGUUCCAAUCCCAGGUUAUGAUACCCCCGCUACCAACAACUUGCGUCUUUGGUCUAGCAAGGCUGCUAGCGGUGAAUUCGACUUCCAAAAGUUCAACAGCGGUGACUAUGAAAGUUCAGUGGCCGAUCAACAACGCGCUGAGACUAUCAGUGCUGUUUUAUAUCCGAACGAUAAUCUCGACCGUGGAAAGGAGCUUCGUUUGAAGCAACAGUACUUCUGGGUCGCUGCAUCAUUAUAUGAUAUUGUUCGUCGAUUCAAGAAGUCUAAGCGUGCUUGGAAGGAAUUCCCAGAACAAGUUGCCAUUCAAUUGAAUGAUACUCAUCCAACUCUUGCUAUUGUUGAGCUUCAACGUGUUCUUGUUGAUCUUGAAGGUCUUGAGUGGGAUGAGGCAUGGGGAAUUGUUACCAAGACUUUUGGUUACACAAAUCACACUGUUCUUCCUGAAGCUCUCGAAAAGUGGUCUGUUCCUCUUUUCCAGAACUUACUUCCCAGACAUCUUCAAAUCAUUUACGAGAUCAACUUGUUCUUCUUACAAACUGUGGAACGUAAGUUUCCUGGUGAGAGAGAUCUCCUCGGUCGAGUCUCGAUUAUUGAAGAAUCUCAACCAAAGAUGGUUCGCAUGGCUUUCUUGGCUAUCGUUGGUUCUCACAAGGUUAACGGUGUGGCUGAACUUCAUUCUGAUUUGAUUAAGACCACUAUUUUCAAGGAUUUUGUCAAGAUCUUUGGCCCUGAUAAGUUUACUAAUGUCACCAAUGGUAUCACUCCUAGAAGAUGGCUUCACCAAGCCAACCCUAGAUUGUCUGAGUUGAUUGCCAGCAAGCUUGGUGGUUAUGACUUCCUCAAGGAUCUUACUCUUUUGAGCAAGCUCGAAGCAUUCGCUGAUGAUAAGACAUUUAAGAAAGAGUGGCAGGAAAUCAAGUAUGCGAACAAAGUUCGCUUAGCAAAACACAUCAAGACGACUACUGAUGUCACUGUCAACCCAUCUGCCUUGUUUGAUAUUCAAGUCAAGCGUAUACAUGAGUAUAAGCGUCAACAGAUGAACAUCUUUGGUGUCAUUCACAGAUACUUGACUAUUAAAGCUAUGAGCCCAGAAAAGCGCAAAAAGUUGGCACCUCGAGUUUCGAUCUUUGGUGGAAAAGCUGCUCCAGGUUACUGGAUGGCAAAGACUAUCAUUCAUCUUAUCAACAACGUUGGUUCUGUUGUCAACAAUGACAAAGAUGUUGGAGAUCUUCUGAAAGUUAUCUUCUUGGAGGAUUACAAUGUAUCCAAGGCCGAGAUGAUUUGCCCGGCAAGUGAUAUCAGUGAACACAUCUCAACAGCAGGUACAGAAGCCAGUGGAACCUCAAAUAUGAAGUUCGUGUUGAAUGGUGGAUUGAUUAUUGGUACCUGCGAUGGUGCUAAUAUUGAAAUUACUCGUGAGAUUGGAGAGAACAACAUUUUCCUCUUUGGUAACUUAGCUGAAGAUGUUGAUGACCUUCGUCAUGCUCACACUUACGGCUCUACUCAACUUGACCCUGACCUUCAGAAAGUCUUUGAGGCUAUUCAAAAGGGUACUUUUGGGGAUGCCAACGCAUUUGGUGCUCUCGUUGGUGCUAUUAAAGAUCAUGGUGACUACUAUCUCGUUUCCGAUGAUUUCAACAGCUACAACCAAACUCAAGCUUUGGUGGAUGAAGCAUACAAGAAUCAAGAUGAGUGGACUACAAAGACUAUUACUAGUGUGGCUAGAAUGGGUUUCUUUAGCAGUGAUAGAUGUAUCAAUGAGUAUGCUGAGUCGAUUUGGAAUAUUGAACCACUAGCUGCGGGGAAGGGAGGGGAGGCGUAAGUAGAGAUGAUAUAAGGGCGUUGAGGAUGAUGGAUGACGGAGAAUAUGCUUGAAUGGCUUUUCAGGUGGAUAUACAUUGGGGGACAAAAGAUGGUUAUGAUGAUAAUGAUGAUGAGGGAGAAAAAUAAGCAUACGAAAUAAUAUGCUACGAUAAGAUACAUCAAGUCCUGACUAGUUUCGAUUGAUGAACGACAUUCCUAACUACCUAUUACCUACUUCCUAUUCAAUUGAAUGCCCGUGUCUCCCU